AUGCCAAAGGUCAGAGUCUUCUUCGUUGACUGCCACCCGAAACGCCCGCAAAGAGACCGUGGGCUGGACGACGCCGAGCGCAGGGCCCAUGCUGCCCGCGAGACACACAGGAAAAAGGAGGCUCAACGGGACAGACUCCAGUCGCGCCAUGUCACGUCUCCAACCAGUCAGUCGAUCCUAUCUAGGACCGAUCCUUUCGGGUCUGCAUCUGUCAAAAUUGACAAUGCCGUAGCUGGUUUACUUCACUACUACGUCUAUUUUUACCAUCCCGCCCUGUGGCCCAACGAAAUGACCGUCCUUCGGCAGGGGGUGUACACGUUCAAAAGCGCUGUCGACUGCAUCAUGCGCACGGUCGUCGAGGACAGACUCACCAUGUACUGUCUCUUAAGCGCCGCUGCGUGCCGACUCCAGUUCAUUGAUCGCCUUCCUUGCACGCUGGUGGUCGGGAAGGACGGCCACUAUAUGCGCAACGCGCUCCAGCUGCUGCGCUCUCGGAUCGACACGCGGUCUUUCCAGACAUCGGAGCAGCUGAGGCAGCUACUGAUCUGCAUCAUGUUCUUGACCUCAGCCGAGUGCUACCGCGACGACGUUUCCGCGGCCAAAACACACCUGCAGGCUGCGGUCGGCCUCCUUGAACGAAACGGCGGGCUCAUGGCCAUCCAGGAUGAAAAUUUGCGGGGCCAGCUCGCGAUGGCUGAUCUGUAUCUCGCCUGCGUCAAGCUCAGACCUUGUCUUUUUGCGUGGGACUACGACCCAGGUCCGGCCAGUAUUCUUGGACUGAAAGAACACGAGUUGUCUCCUGCCCAGUCUGAGAGCAGAGCAAUUUCUCUGUUUAAUAGAGACACGUCGAUAGUACCCGUGGAGCUGAGAGCUGUGGUCGAGCAGUUGGUCGAGUCGUACGGCGUCAAGAGUCGCCUACUGACCUCCUCCAUGUCGGCAGCACGAGCUCUCCAGGUCACCCACUGGAUCACGACCCGAAACAUGGCCAUUAGAAACAAGAUGCUGGCACUCACCACGCGCGACCCUCGAAUCCACGCUCUCAGGACAGCGAUCAUCAUGUGGACCCUGCUAGCGAUGAACGUGACGGGCCGCGCAAAGACCGUCAAGGUCAUGGCGCCCAUGUUGAAGGAGAUCCUGGCGCAAACCCAAACAACACCCGACGGCUGGGUUGGCAGCGAGGACAUUAGGCUGUGGAUUCUGGUCGUUGGGUUCUCCUGCGCCGCCGAGGGGAGCGACGUCGCCGAGUGGUUUGCGGAGCAAUGCUCCUUCGCCUCAAGCUGGUGUCUGGGCUCGACAGAGCCAACGCUGUGCUGGAACGACGAUGACGACGACGAUAGCCUCCUCGCAGAGAGACUCGAGACCUUCCAGUGCCGAGGCUUCUUCUUCGACGUGCUUGUGCAGAGGCCUCGGACGAGGAGACUUGCCCAGGCGAUCAGCGCUAGCUGUUGGAUUGACUGCUCGAGCUGA
Molecule: messenger RNA, 1467 nt
Organism: Cladophialophora immunda
Lineage: Eukaryota; Fungi; Ascomycota; Eurotiomycetes; Chaetothyriales; Herpotrichiellaceae
Exons: 1
Coding region: 1-1467 (488 amino acids)
Source: RefSeq, a predicted model, not a curated record